Messenger RNA from Cylindrotheca closterium, 303 nucleotides. NCBI's taxonomy places the organism in Eukaryota, Bacillariophyta, Bacillariophyceae, Bacillariales, Bacillariaceae. The record is from the annotation of a GenBank genome assembly.
AUGCGAUACAAGGCAAAGCGUUCGGAAGCAGUAUACCUUAUCAAGCAUUUCUUGGAGGAGCCAAAGGAAAAUUUGUCCAUGCCAGAGUCCUUCCUUACAAGAGGAUCUUGGGCUAGUUUUCUUGGCAGUAUCCAGGAAGAAGAGCAGUCUACUCAGAGUGGUAGGAGCGCAGGAGGCAAUAGUGACAAUGCUGAAAGUAGUAAUUUGGAUGAUGUCCAUCAUGUGGAACAUGAUUUAAACAAUAGAUCCAGCGGAGCAUUAAAAAGUGCAAAUACAACAGAUAAACAAAGCAAAGGACAAUGA